AUGAGGUUUAUUUUGUUAAUUACACUGAUUAUAGUGUCGGUGGUAUGUGAUACGCAAGAACGUAGUCCUCGUGUUAUAGGUUCGUCAGCGCCCAUUACAAGUAAUGAUUUAAUAGAGGAUAGUUUAAUCAAUAAUGAAUUAGUGGUAUCUUUUGUGGUUUUUAGACAUGGAGAUAGAACGCCAGAUCAGGCCGAGUUGGAUUUGUAUCCUGCUUGGCAAAUUGAUGAUAAGGUCUUUUUUCCGUAUGGGAAAAAAGCAAUAACUAUCGAAGGUAGACAGCGCGCAUUCCUUUUGGGCCAAUAUUUAAGAGAACGAUACAAUGAGAGCAUCAGUGAGUUGUAUUUACCAGAGGAGAUAUCGGUUCGUACUACUGAUUACUCGCGAACUAAAAUGUCGGCUCUGGUUAUGCUAGCGGCAUUGUAUAUGCCACAGGAUAGACAGAGAUGGCACCCAGAUAUUAAUUGGCAACCCGUACCAUACAACACAUUACCUUUAGAGGAUGAUGAUCUUCUCUACUUCGAUCACUGUACUUGGUACAACCAUCUCAAGUACAAAGUUUAUGAAAUACCUCCGAUACGCAACAUAAUUGAUUCGUACCGAGACAUGUUCAAAAUAUUGAGUGUGGAAACUGGAAGGAAUAUAACAACGCCUGAAGAAGUAUUCUUUUUGGAUAACCUAUUUCAAGCGAUGGCUUUUUCUACGGUGACGAUUCCGAAAUGGGCUGAAGAGAUUAUGCCGCAGAUAAAAAACAUGACUAAGAUAGAUUAUUACGUCCAAUACUACAACAGGGAAUUGACAAGAUUAUCAUCAGGAGUACUCUUAACAGAUAUAGUAAACAUAACGAAGGCUGCUAUUGCUGGUAAAGAAGUACCGAAGUUACACCUGUAUUCAGCUCACGAGCAUAACGUCGCAGCGCUGUUAGCCGGUCUUAGAGUGUUUGUACCGCAUCAACCUAAGUACGGAUCGGCCGCAUUCUUGGAAUUGAGGAGAAAUCGGGUCACUGGAAAAUACGGAGUUAUGGUCAUGUAUGCCCCAGAAACUGGAGGACCCGGUCUAGUUCUACCUAUUGAAGAUUGCGGGGGAGAGCCAAUAUGCGAUUACGAUAAAUUCAUUAGCCUCACUCAAGAUUUGUUAUUAUCACGCCAAGAAUACAAAAAACUAUGUUCGACCCAUGUUAUGUCCUAAUGAAUUUGUCGAAAAUGUUGAUUAAAGAUUCAAAUCAAUGAG
Molecule: messenger RNA, 1227 nt
Organism: Pararge aegeria (speckled wood butterfly)
Lineage: Eukaryota; Metazoa; Arthropoda; Insecta; Lepidoptera; Nymphalidae
Product: venom acid phosphatase Acph-1-like
Exons: 7
Coding region: 1-1185 (394 amino acids)
Biological process (GO): dephosphorylation
Molecular function (GO): phosphatase activity
Source: RefSeq, a predicted model, not a curated record